UCGAUGGCUUCCGUGUAAACGUAAGCCAAACCCAACUCAUACGCACACAGUCUUCCUUUAAAGCCUUCUUUCCUCCAUGGGCCAUCCACCGAAUCCCCUAACCUUCUAAUCUAUCCCCCCCUCUCUCUCUACAUACGGUUUCUCAUUCAAUCGGAAUAUACCUUUCAUCCACCGUCAAAAAUUAGUUAGAAAUUGUCAUCGUGAUAUCUGGCGAUCGGGAUAGGUAUGGGGCAUCGGCAUCUUUUCAGCCCAUCCUACAUGCUGGAGACUGAGAAUGAUCAGAGCUGGAACUUGACAGAGAAUCCUUACAUGCAUACCGCAAGAAGUGGGACAGGUGAAAGCAGUUCUCUUGUGUAUCCAGCAGAUAAUAUGUCGAUUGAUGGAGCACAGUAUACUUCACACUGUAAUCAGGCUCCAAUGUCAAGUGGAUAUUCUUCAUUAGCUCACAAUCUGCAGGUCCCAAAUUAUCAGCAAGAUGUUGCUGGCCCAUCAGAUCUCUCUAUGCAUACAUCUUCUGCUGGAGGAUUCUAUAUAGCUCCUGAAGAUUAUAGGAAUCAAGCAUCUUCGUCCAAUUACAAUGGGAAUCCCUUUAAUGAAGAAGAUUUAUUUGAUAUUAGGGUGGGUAAUGGAAGAGGUCAGUAUAAGCGUAAAAGCCCGGGUGUUCCAGAUGGCUGUGAGAGAGACGGGGCAAAUGGAUAUAAUGAUGCUGGAAGUUCUUCUGAUGUCGCUAUGCUCACUGAACCUUGGCAAGAACCUCCAAGCACAAAUUUUCUUCGCACACCUUGGGAUUACCAUACAACAAACCCUGAUCACAGAGGUAACAGUCUCUCAAUUGGUGGGGAAAGUUCUCUCAGGAAUGUGCGAAGCAGGGCUGCAUUUGACUUGGAAACUAACUCUGCAAGGACUCAUUUGGCAAAUAAUUUGUCACGCGAAUAUCAUACAACUAGCCGGCCCAUGGAUAUUUCACCCUCCGUAGAUCUCCUGGGCCAGAGUUCAAACGGUCUGACAAGGGAGUGGAAUCCAACUCGUAUGUCUUUUGCUGCCCAUGACAGCAACUCCAUUGAUUGUGAAUUAAACCCCUUUCUCGUUGGAAGCAGUAAUCCUAGUUCUUUGGUAGAGAUUGGACAACAGAAUAACAAUCCAUUAACAAGAAGCAAUCAUGUCCUUCAAAAUUUCCAGGGCCUCUCAGUGCAAUCUGUUAGAGGAGUUCGAAGUAGCUAUAGUCAGAGGCCUGCCUCAACUUUCAGGGCAUCUUCAAGCAACUUGCGGUUGGGGCAUUCAGUAGCAACAGAUGAAGGGUUGCAGUUAGCCACCAACAAUUAUACUUCCCGGCAUCCGAGGCCUUCAUCCACUAUAGGCUGGCAUACGAGUGACAGGAGUGGACGAGCAAGGAUGUCAAGCGAGAGACACCGGUCUCUUUCUGGGGUGAAUUUCCAUGAUCGACCAGCACCUGAGGGUCUUAUGAUUGUGGAUCGAUCAGCGUUCUAUGGAUCCAGAAAUCCAUUUGAUCAGCAUCGGGACAUGAGACUUGACAUCGAUGACAUGAGCUACGAGGACCUCCUUGCACUUGGGGAAAGGAUUGGAAGUGUCGGCACUGGAUUGCCUGAGCAUCUUAUCUCAAAGUGCGUGCAGGAAUCAAUUUACUGUUCUUCAGACCAAAUACAAGAGGAAGGAACCUGUGUAAUCUGCCUGGAAGAAUAUGCAAACAUGGAUGAUAUCGGGAUGUUAAAAGCUUGUGGGCAUGAUUUCCAUGUUGGGUGCAUUAGAAAAUGGUUGUCAAUGAAGAACUUGUGUCCCAUCUGCAAAGCAGAACCCACGAAACAGAAUUAAGUUGCAAUCUAUCUAUCCAUCCAUCUAUCUAUCUGUAUGUGGUUUACUUAAUUCCAUUAUUGUAAAUACAUGUAUAAAAAUUCAAGAAUCUCCUCGAAAUCGAGGAAAAACGGUCCUGAAUAAUCUGGUCAACAUUCUGCAUCCCAUGGUGGUGUAUCCCUCGUAAAUUACUGGGACCGUUUAUGUAUAUAUGUUAGUCGCUAAUACAAAUUAUAUCGACUUC
Molecule: messenger RNA, 2053 nt
Organism: Cynara cardunculus var. scolymus (artichoke)
Lineage: Eukaryota; Viridiplantae; Streptophyta; Magnoliopsida; Asterales; Asteraceae
Exons: 7
Coding region: 226-1830 (534 amino acids)
Molecular function (GO): ubiquitin protein ligase activity
Source: RefSeq, a predicted model, not a curated record